This is a messenger RNA of Magallana angulata, 2131 nucleotides long. RefSeq lists its product as uncharacterized. The record is from RefSeq and is a predicted model, not a curated record. Bases 178 to 1227 code for a protein of 349 amino acids. Lineage: Eukaryota; Metazoa; Mollusca; Bivalvia; Ostreida; Ostreidae. The transcript is spliced from 3 exons.
GAGAAAAUGUAUUGAGAAUAAUUGCAAAGUAUGGUGUCCUGCAUCCAUUUAUCUGAGAUUGAUGUUCUGCUUAUAAUCAGAAAGGGAUAACUUGUACAAAGUGAAGGGUUAAAGAAUCAAAAGAAUCGAUAGGUCUUUUCUGCACUCUCUGAAACUAACUAAAAUAACAAGAUCAGAAUGGAUUACAUAAAGUCAUAUUUGACAGCCAGAAAUUUUUUUUUGGAAAAAUUUGUCCCUGAACAAAAAAAAGUAAUACAGACUUUAAUCGACCUGAGAGAUGAAAUUCAAAAAGAAACAACACUCCAGAAGUUUGGUUCUGUCGGGUAUUCAUCAGUAGGUCUAAUAAGCGAUGGAGCGAGUUUUGUUUCAUUAUUUGCGGCACCAAUGACAGCUGGAUUAUCUACUGCAAUAUCAAUUGCCCGUUAUGGAGGGAUGGCUUUUGGUUUUGUAGAUAUUGCCCACAGACUUUAUAAAAUGUCCAUGAUAAUGAAAUUGAUUAAAAGAGCUGAAACGAAAUUGCAGGCACAUGAAAUCACCUUUUCAGAUUUUAUCCGACAUUUUCUUCGGAAACUGGAAAGCGACUUUGAAAUUAUUGAAAACAAAUUAAAAACCAUUCGAGAGAUAAAAUGUGAUGAAGAACAAGAGAUCAGCGAGAUUAUCAAACAUUGGAAAGAAAUAGGAAUGCUCGUUGCAGUUCCACCAAAUUUAAAAACGUUUAUGAAUUUAUUCAAUGAGAGUAAAGAAUUAAUUGUACAAUUACUGGUAUCUGAUGGAUUGGUUUGUAGAGGUAUAUCAAUUGCUACAAAAAUAAUUGUACAGAUUGGGGCAAAGCAAGUCGCUGUAGAGAUUGUAAAAGAAAAUGCAAAGGAUUGUUCAGAAAAUAUUUUGGAAAAAGUUACAAAUCAUGGAGCAAAACAAGUUACAAAAGAGGGUUUAAUAGUUGGCACAACAGAUUUUGCAACGAAAAGUGCAACGGAUUGUACAGAACAAGUUACAAAAGAGGGUAUAAAGGAAGGCGCUACCUUUGCGUUUAAUGUAGCUACCUUAGGUGUGGGUUCAGUUUUGGAUGCGUUAUCGUUGAUUAACAGUGUUAAAGAUUUGUCACGAUUUCGUAAAGGCGAACUGUGUGCUGAAGCAGAAAAAUUAAAUAGCGUCAUUAAAAAAAUGGAAAUAGAAUUGGAAAUUAUUAUGCAGUUGUUUGAGGAAAAAUCAAAUGAUGAAACAUAGAUUUUACACUAUGAUGUUGAUUUAGAAACCAAGUACCAAAUGGUUUACUUUUUGUAUAUGCGAUGUAUUUCAGUUUUGUCAACAUAAUUCGAUCAAUUAAGUUUAGUUAUUCAUGGACAAAUAUUAUGGAGGUUAAUUAUCUAUUAACCAUUAUAUUUUAAAGUUUGUUAGUAGAAAUAAUAUUUGAAGACCGUUUUCUUCCUUCAAGUUUAAAAGAUAACCAUACUAUUUAAAAUCUAACUUGUUUGUUAAAGUAGCAUUUUCUUACUGGCUUUGCACGAUUAUGAUAAUGAUAAUGAUAUUUCAGAAUGUUGAAAAAAGAAUGCUUUUGUCGAUCAAAUGACAAACCAGGCAAGAUAUCACAUGACUUUUGUAUCAUUGUCCAGAUUCAUGUGUGCUGAUUGCACACAACCAAAUCAGAGGAUAUAUAUCAUUGUAUGGAAUGAAAUGCAGAAUAAUUUUAUCAAAGAUUGAAUCACAAUCUAAUGGAAAGAGAAUUGUGAUGUAAUUAAAAGCACUGCGUUUUACCUUUCAACGUGGUUACAUAAGCCCUGUUUAGCUUGUAUUUGGUGAGAUUAAAUCGAUGCAUAUCAUUUUAAAAUCAUUUUACCAUAUUUUUGUGAUUAAUAUUCAGCAUCAAAGUGAAAAAUGAUACAUAAUUAGUAAGGGUUUGCAAAAUCAUUCAAUUUGGUCAACUUUAACAUUUUAUCGCCAUUUUAAGCACCGUUUAGUGGAAACACUUUACAGCGCUCACCCAACGUUUAAGGUUUCUUUUAAAUGAUGUAAUCUGUUUUUAAAGUUUUUACAUUUGCAUUGAUUUCCAUGUCUGAUCACGCUACAAAAAUUCAUGAAUCUUUAUCAUUGUUCUUUUUACUUUGGUUUAAAAUGAUUUUACAAAAAUGAU